Oppiella nova is the source of this 282-nucleotide messenger RNA. Lineage: Eukaryota; Metazoa; Arthropoda; Arachnida; Sarcoptiformes; Oppiidae. The record is from the annotation of a GenBank genome assembly.
AUGGCCGACACCACUGUCUUGAUUACGUUAGAGCCGUGUCUGAUGUGUGUCCGGGCGCUCAGACACCUGAGAGUCCGACAGGUGUUGUUUGGGGCCCGGAAUGAGAGGUUCGGCGGAACUGAUUCCGUGUACAAUGUCAGCGCCAAUGAACUCAUCGAUGAACCCGUUCUCCAUUGCCAUCAACUGCUGGACGCCGACAAAGCCGUGGAUCUGUUGCAGAGGUUUUAUCAACAGACCAAUGAUAGCGCACCCAAACCGCACCGGAAACGCCUCAAGACAUGA